AUGACUAGUGGUUGCGGCCAGCCGAUGAUCGCACCUCGUAUUAUCGGGGGACAAGAUGCUAGAGACCACAGCUGGCCGUGGCAGGUUUCCCUCCAAACCUCCAGCGGCGCUCACUUCUGUGGAGGUACCCUGAUCGCACCACAGUGGGUGCUGACCGCAGCGCACUGUAACCAAGAUUUGCGGACGGCCAGAGUUGUCCUGGGUGAACAUGACCUGGCCAGUAACUCUGAGUCUGUCCAGGUGGCCAGCAUAGUCGGGGCCCUCCCUCAUCCCAACUACAACCCUCAGACCGUUGAGAACAACAUCAUGCUGCUGAAGCUGUCCCGCCCGGCGAGCCUGGGCCGGACGGUGGACGUGGCCUGCCUUCCGCGGGACGGGAGCGGAUACCCGGACGGCAUGACCUGCUGGAGCACCGGCUGGGGCUUCACGGCACAGGACGGACCUAUCGCGAAUGAGCUGCAGCAGGCGGACCUUCCGUUGCUUAGCAACGCUGAGUGCAGCUCCCAUUGGUCAGAUUUCUACAAACCUGAGAGCAUGAUCUGUGCCGGGGCUGAGGGGGCGGGCGAGGACGGGGCAUGCCGGGCUGACUCUGGCGGCCCCCUUGUCUGUGAGAUCAACGGAUCGUACCAUUUGGUGGGGGUGGUCAACUUCGGCUACGACACCUGCAGCACCAGCUACCCGACAGUCUUUGCGCGGGUCAGCGCCUUCCGCACCUGGAUAGACGGCGUCAUGGCGCGCAACUAAUCUGAUUGGUCGUUCGGGGAGCGUCAUGGCGAGCAAUCAAUCUGAUUGGUCGCUCGUAGAGCAUGUCGUUCAUGAUAAAAAUAUCGCUGGUCGCUUCUCAAAAUUAGGCUGGAAAAUCAGCACUGAAUACUUAAUUGUUUUAUCAAUAAAACAAAAUAAAAGGGUU
This is a messenger RNA of Branchiostoma belcheri (Belcher's lancelet), 910 nucleotides long. RefSeq names its product chymotrypsin A-like. Gene Ontology annotation, molecular function: serine-type endopeptidase activity. NCBI's taxonomy places the organism in Eukaryota, Metazoa, Chordata, Leptocardii, Amphioxiformes, Branchiostomatidae. The record is from RefSeq and is a predicted model, not a curated record. Bases 1 to 744 code for a protein of 247 amino acids. The transcript has 7 exons. Gene Ontology annotation, biological process: proteolysis.